This is a messenger RNA of Plenodomus lingam JN3, 4584 nucleotides long. RefSeq lists its product as uncharacterized. The record is from RefSeq and is a predicted model, not a curated record. Lineage: Eukaryota; Fungi; Ascomycota; Dothideomycetes; Pleosporales; Leptosphaeriaceae.
AUGGCGCUGGUGCCGCCGCAAAGCGAUGUGGCAGUACUAUGGGAGGCUGCGUUAGACAACUAUAGGAAAACAACGGACGUCGAUUUGCGCGCUCAUUUGAGAACGCAGCGAAGUACUACAUCCAUCAAGCUGGAGCAACAACGCCAAUUGGAGACCUUCAAAGCAUUUCGCCAUAAUAAAGGAAAGCUCGACAGAUUCCGUACCAUGAUAUCUGGAAAUGCCGACAUCAUCGAAGGGGUCGCAAAGCACAUAGGAGACGCCGCGAGUUUUGCCUUUCCUCCCAGUUCAGCCAUUCUGACAGCCUUCACGCUCGUCAUGACCUCGUCCAAAUACGUAUCGGAAGACUAUGAUAUGAUUGAAGGCUUUUUCAGCAUGAUGCAAUCAUUCUUGCAACGCUUGUCAUUGCUAGAAAACAAGAUACAACCCCAAAGUUUCCAGUCGUUCCUCAUUAACGUAUUCUCGUCACUCUUGCAGCUUUCUGCCAUAGCACGCGCAUAUUGUGCCAAAGGCAGAAUCUCUAAAUGGGCAAGAGCUCUAGUCGACGGUAAUGACCCUGACCUGAAGGCUGCAUACGGGAAACUCAACACGGAUCUCCAAGAACUUGAGUCUGCAAUAAUUAUGCAAACCUUGCGUACGACUAUAGAAAUCAGUGAUGAUGCGAAAUCGACACACCGAGAUGUCAAAGCUUUGCAGACUGAAUUCGGCCUGAAUACGAACAUGACAAAACAGACCCUGGAGACCAGCACGCAAACUCUCAUGAUAGCUAUGCGAACCGAAGAGAUGAUUCAUACCUCACAUAAAAACACGACUGUGGGCAAUGAGUUGCUCCGCAACUUGGAUAAGAAGCUGGACAGAAUACAGACAAAGGAUAUGGAAGAAAAGCAACGAAACAUGAAAUCUGGAGCGAGUAAGCCAGUCAACUUUGAGCGUCUCAGGUCAGACUAUCUCAGAAAUGGUGCUGAGGGCGGCGUCGCCGAGAGACUGAAAGGUGUCAAACUAUCCUUUGUCGACCGACUAUUCGACUGGAUAGAAGCCGAGCCAGCUGUAGAAAGCAUUGUCAACGGUGAGGAAAGCCUUCUAUGGGUCAACGCGGCACCAGGAAUGGGAAAAACCACAUUUUCAUUUCGGAUGCUUCGAUAUCUGGAAGAGAAGUACUCCCACGAUCCUGACAUAUGCGUUGCCUGGUUCUCGUUUGACGAGGAGUAUCCCGAGAUGCGCUCAGUCAGAAAUAUGCUUAAAUGCUGUUCCAUUCAAGUCGCCCAAAGAGAUGCGCGUUAUUGCAAGGAGAUGCUAAUAGCCGUGCGGCAAAUGGGACCCGUACGGUAUCUUGAGACAAUUGAAAAUGAAUGGCACCAUCUAAUUGAGUCAAGAUACAAAAAAGAGUCGGAUCGGCGACUCAUACUGAUACUAGAUGGCAUCGAUCAAGCAAAUGAAGAGGAUGCUCCGUCACUCAUGAACAUCUUGGGCAUGAUCAAAAGUCAGCGCCAUCGAGUUCAAAUCAUCUUCACGUGCGGCACAGACAAGAAGCUAGACUAUUCCACACUGGGUGCAAAAUGUGUUGAUCUGACCCGUCACAAAAUUUCGCUCGAUAUGCGUCGAUUUGCAUGGUCAAAGACGAGGAGUCUUACACGGCUCAGGAAACUGAGAGUCGCACUACGGAAGAUCAUCGUUCGCAAGGUGACGCAGAAAGCAGACUCGUUUUUGUACAUUGAUCAUACUAUGCGCAGACUCAAUACGCUUGGACGUGAAGGUCCCAUUACUAAGGAAUUGGAAAUGCUAGCAGACAAUACCCAAGCCAUAUACCACAACUUACUCGAGGAAUGCCAAAGGAACCGGACUCCAGAGGACCGGGAGCUACUGGGGAGUUUGCUUGCUUGGCUAGCAUACACAAAAUCGAAAGUCACUAUUGCAGAAGCCAAUUUUCUUGCCGAAAUCAUUUCAAAAGAGCAUGCUAUCAGUAUUGAGGAAGAGCUCAACGGUCGUCUCUCAAGGCUGUUGCGCAUUUCAGGGGACCGAUCAGUGAAUGAACAAGACGAAUCAAGCGAAGAUGAUGAUAGCUCCGAGGAAAUGAGUGAAGAUGAUAAUGACGCUGAGGGAAUAGAGGAAGAUGCCCAAGAUUUCUUGAGCUUCCAAGAGCGCUCUCUGAAAGCCUACUUUCGACAUGCAUUUCGGGACCAUGCAAGUGCCUUGCAAUGCACAGCUACCGAAGCACAUGCUAUUAUAUUCCAAAUAUGCUCUGCAAUUCUCACGUUUCCGAAAAAUAAAGCAAGGCCAUUCAAGCUGGUACAGUAUGCUUCCGAAUGGGGAUUGUAUCAUCUGCUCGAAAUACAGCCUGACGAUGAAGGUAGCGUAAGUGACGAGCUUGCCAUAAUUAUACUUGAAAGCAUCCACAGCAUAUUUACGAAUAAAAAUGACUCACUUAAGCCACUUGAGCAGGUGGCAGGAAUAGAGCGUACGAUCUUGAGUGGCAACAACUUCACACAGUCUGAUGUACUCGGCAUGCUGUCGGCUUGGGCCAAGCGUGCCCGACGUUUGUCUCCGAGCCAGCUCUCUUAUGAAAUUCUGGACUGGUUCCGGCCUCUCGAACAGGAACCAUUACGUAUAUUCAUUGGUCUUUCGCGCGGCCAUAUUACGAAUUGGUUUGCUGCAAAUGGCCAGUUCUAUGCGGACGCUUCUUUCAUCAGCGCUCAUUCUGCUUUAUGGGAAGGUAGAAACCUUCCCGAGUUAAAGCAAAACCUCAGCCUAGCAGAAUACUUCGUGGAUUUCAUGGAAUUUAAGCAAAUCACGGAGCGCUCGUUCGAAGUCGUGGCCGACUGUUUCUGGGACAUAGUCAAGACCUCGUCAUCCUAUAGAGGAAUCGGUAUGGCGAUGAUAUACAGGCUUAAGUACGGGCCGGCUAUCAAACAAUUUGACAAAGGGCUUGCCGACGGGACUGUCGAUCAGCUCCAAAGAUCCUUACUGCUGACCAGCAAGGGUCGUGCCUUAUUAAUGCUUGGACAAGAUGAAGAGUAUGAAGAGAUGGGAAGAACAUAUCUGGAACAGUCAUUGAACACAUUCAACGAAGCCAACGAGUUCUACCGCAGCGUGGUGCAAGAUAACGAGAGCUAUGACGAACUUCGUUAUGCAUCAGCAGACAACUUCAGGAACACGGCGGAAGCCGCAGCACUCUUGGGCAAGUCGGAAUUAGUGCUGAGAAGUAUAAGAGAUAUCAGUGAGGUCGAUGGUCGCACCGGGUACUUUGGACUGACUGAACUAUGCCCUGCGCUCAAGAAGACCAACCAAUUACCCAUUAUAAUCGAGCUUCUGAAGCUUGCCACGAAAUGGGAGAUUGGCUGGUAUAUGGCCUCAGGCGAUGUCGAAGAACUGCAAGAGGCAGCAGCACGCUUACAUCAGGGUCAGUUAAUGCUGAAAAUCUACAGUACUGCGCAAAAAGAACUUGAGGCAUUGUCUCUUGGACCAGCAGUCAAAAAGAGCCAUCUGCAGCUGAGUGCCGCCGGAUUCGCACGUCACGUGCUUGGUGACCUCGAAUUAUCCAAAUCGAUGCUUUGCGAACUGGUCGACGACCCCAAGACGCCUAGCUGGGCAGUUAUGGCAGGCUGCCAUCGGCUCACUGAAAUCCUACUUGAGAAUUUCAGACUUUCGAAGGACCCACGGACCAAGAAGAACGCCCUAGAUGAAGCAAUUAAGGUGCUCCAUAAGCCGACAGAAGUGAUGCCUGACAAUUACAAACCCUCAGAGUCCCACAUGAUGGCAACGAUUGGAUACAUGCUGCGACAUCUUGGCCCUGCACUCGAUUAUUUCGAAUACAUAGACGCUGCAUUCAAGAAUUGCAUCGAGGAGCUACAAGAUGAUAGUGGUGCAAACGAUCUACCUGCAUUACGUCGAUUAGCUCAAGUUCUGAGUUAUAUAUCUGGCUUCGAAAAAGAAGCCAGCAUCUCUUUAUCCGCACAAUUGUAUAUUAUUGAUCAAGAUGUCCAUCGCAAGGAACCGGAACAAGACCAAAUUUUGGAAGAAGAUAAAUCGCAUGCUUCAAGUACCGAAGAACAAGACAUGGUUGACAGUAGUAAACUGCAACAUAGCACCGACACUGAGGACGAUGCUCAAACUACUCGUGAUACCAAUGGAGAUGCCACCAACGGGACCACAUGUACCAUUGAGAGUCCAGACCUUUCAAACUGUACCCAUAAAACCUCUACGAUCGAAAUAGAUUCUCCCCCUCUAAUCAUCAAUGAAAUUGACGAAGGCCUCUCAGGGACAGAUAUCAGUUGCAGCGUUUGCAAAUUCCGUAUAGAUCGCUGGUCUAACCGGGCAGUUUACUUCUGCAUUUACUGCAUCGAUCUCGACAUCUGCGAGUCUUGCUUCGCGAAGCGGAGAUCACAAGAGCGCGGCGAAAUCGAGCCAGACUGGCGUGUUAUUUGUCCAAAGAGCCACAAGCAUAUCAAGUCGCCCAUGGAGGGCUGGAGAGGAAUCAAGGAUGGGAUUAUGAGGAUUGGGACGGAAGAAGUGGCGUUCAAGACGUGGUUGAAACAGUUGGAGGGCGCAUGGGAACGGUACUGGGAAGAGUAUUGGACGGAUAAGGACUAA